AUGAGCGCUUUUCAUCGGGUCAGGCGCCUGGUUGGCCUCGAAGGGGGCAUUCAUCGACAGCCAGCGAGCCCAGCAACCUCCAGCUCCAGCAGCAUCUCAGCGACAGAAACGCGGAGCGGCAGCCCGUCGAAAGUGCCGCGGGGGUCGCCUGAGGCUGCCGACAUGCUGACUAACUCGGUGCGCCUCCAGCUGGAGAUCCCGUGCACCGACUCUCCCGCCAGUAGAGCCACGGAGCAACGCCAAUCAUCUGAGCAUCUCCGGUGUCCUUCCACGAUCGACUUCUCAGGCCACGACGGCGACCAAUCCGAUACCGACGAGACUCUCGACGACGAAGCCCAAUCUGUGUCUGGGAGCCCCGCUGUCCAGACUGUGGCCGAGCCCGCCCCCAACAAUCCAUUGACAAUUGGCGACGAAUUCCAAAAGGAGGUUCUGGGCGUUGAGAACGCCGCAACUUGGUACGACGAGGAAAACGGCUCCUCGCGUCCGAUCGACCCGUUCGACCCUCAGCUGGAGGCUUUGAAUCGCGCAUUUGAGGUUGCCGACAUGUCCAUGAGCAGCGGCGUCGGUGGAAUGCCCGCUGGCAACAUCCCCAAUCCGGGCAUGUUUGCGAAUUACACAGAGAACUCGCCCACCCCGGGGAUGGGCAGCAUGCCACGACCACCUCCAUCCCCAGCUUACCCGCACCCCACGCCCCAGGUCAAUGGCGGUGGCCCUGGUGCCAGUGGAAUGCCAAUGAAUGCGGGUCACCAGAUGGACCUCCAUCAUCUCUAUGAGAUGGUGCUGGAACUCAGCGAGGUGCUGAAAAAUAACCGAGAAGUGACCAAAAGCAUCGUGUCAAGCGCCGAGGAGAUCAUGAAGCAUGGCACCUCUGAGGAUGCGAGCGCCGCCAUGAGGCAGGUGAACGGGGAAAUUUCCGCUGCCCGUAUCUCAGAGCUCGAGCGUGCACUCGCCAAAGAAAAGCGUUUGGUCGAAGUUCUCAAACAUGAGCAGACGGAGAACGUGAAAUUGAUCGGCGAAUACGAGACUACCGUCGGCGUCAUGGUGGAGCAGAUUCGCAACUACUGCCAGAACAACAACAUGCACUACCUUUACCAAAAACGGCACUAUAAUAACCUUCUUCAGGCCGAGCGUGAUGCCCACCUCGAAAGCCGCCUCGACAGGGACUACUGGCACACGCAGACGAUGAAAUGCGCACAGAUGAUCCGCACCGCCUAUCGCCUGCGGUCCGAGGAGGACGGACUCCCAAUUCGCAUCAUCGCGGGUCUUCAGAACGAAGUGCGCGCAUACCGAAACGCCUUGGGGAUGGAGCCUGAGAAGCCCGAGCAGGAAUACGGCUGGGAAAUCCUGAAGGAUGUUCCCGGUUUGGAGUGA
This is a messenger RNA of Penicillium oxalicum, 1371 nucleotides long. RefSeq lists its product as uncharacterized. Lineage: Eukaryota; Fungi; Ascomycota; Eurotiomycetes; Eurotiales; Aspergillaceae. The record is from RefSeq and is a predicted model, not a curated record. The transcript has 4 exons. The coding region runs from base 1 to 1371 and encodes 456 amino acids.